Messenger RNA from Seriola dumerili (greater amberjack), 2164 nucleotides. RefSeq names its product RB binding protein 8, endonuclease (gene rbbp8). Gene Ontology annotation, cellular component: site of double-strand break. The transcript has 19 exons. Bases 127 to 2109 code for a protein of 660 amino acids. Gene Ontology annotation, biological process: DNA double-strand break processing involved in repair via single-strand annealing; double-strand break repair via homologous recombination. Lineage: Eukaryota; Metazoa; Chordata; Actinopteri; Carangiformes; Carangidae. Gene Ontology annotation, molecular function: single-stranded DNA binding; double-strand/single-strand DNA junction binding; damaged DNA binding. The record is from RefSeq and is a predicted model, not a curated record.
CUCGAAACGGGAGACCUGAUUCCUGACUGAGUUCUGAGUCGACGUUAACUUGUCGGCCUAACUGUUUUAGGCCGGAUUAAACCCAUCGGUUUGGAGGGCUGGCUGUGUUGUAGCAGUGACUGCAGGAUGAGCAGCCCAGGACCAAGCAGCGGGACAAACAAAUCAGUAGAACUCUUUGAAGAAUUAUGGAGACAGCUUGGCGAGUGCCACCAGAAUGCACUUCAAGAACUGGAGGCGAAAGUGAGCAAGUUGAAAAAGGAGCGCCGUUUAGAUGCCCAGAGGCUUGGGUUGUUUUACAAUCGCAACCAGCAACUGAAGGAACAAAACACAACCCUGCAGGACACCAUCAGUCUCCUUGAGGAAAGGCUCCGAGAAGGAGAGUGUGAUCAAUGUGCCAUCUUAGUGGAGAACCUGAAAAAGGACCAGGACCAGAAUCUGAGCCUCAUCACCAAGCUGAAGAAUGAAAGAAACAGCCUGGAGGAUGAAAACAGAAAACUUCACGCGGAGCUGCAGAAAUUAAAGAUGUCUCUCUCAGAGCACCAACAGGCCUCACCCCCAGAACAGGAGGAAGGCAUCAUCCCAGACUCACCUGUCCUGCCGAGCUCGCUGCCCGUGGCAAACAGACUGAAGAAACGUAAAAAUAUCAACAAACACAGACACGUUCAUUACGCGGAACUGCCUUUACCACAGCGUGAAAAAUCACUCUUCAAUGAGCUGAAUGAGGAGCCUGAUGAUGCCUCAAAGAAUCCUGGGAGAGCAAAAGUGCUUGUACCCAAUACAUGUGAACUGGACAUACCCCAAAUCUCAGAUGUGACUCAUGAUAUGGAAGAGGUGAUUGCAGAAACCUGUGCCCUUGAACUUCAUCUUGACAGUGGUCACAUGAAAACUGAAACGACUGCAGGGCAGCAAAGCAGCUCAAAAACCCUCUGGAAGAAUGAAAUUUGUUUAAAGCCUUACUUCUCCUCCCCUUCAUCCACCCUGAUCUACAGACCAGACUCAACCACAGAAAAGUCCCCGUCUCUUCUCCCCAGAGUCAAGAGGUUUUCAGAAGGUAACUCCAUUAACAAAGCAAAACGGAAGAAGGAGGGAAGUGACAACAGUCAAGGGAUCCAGGAGAAGGGGGACAUACAAAAGGAAGGCAAACACAUGAACAGACAGACCUCAACACCUUUGAGCAAUCAAAGCUUCAUGAAGCAGCCACUGGACAGUAAGGUUCAGGCAGCACAAAAUGGGACUUCCAGCCAAAGGCUAAAUGUUUCCUGUGCAAGUCCUGCUUUCAAGAAACCAAAUGGGAAGGUUAAAGGAGAGGGGGAGGGUGAUGGUAAGAAAAGACACCCCCUGCACGAUCUGAACGCUUCACAUGACCAACAUGAAGCAGAGAAAGGGAAGCACAGAGUGGAGCCCAUGUGGAGCAUUGACCCUGCACUCAACAUGUCCAUGUAUGACAGUGAGUGGAGAGGAGACGAGCAAAAAGAAACACAGUGUCAUGGAGAACUGGCAGAUACUGACUGCACCUGGGUCAGUCACAGCUUACUCCAGCAUCGGGACAGGAGGGACAGUGUAUCUGGACUUGGCGGAAAGGCCAACGACAGUUUGGAUAUGAUGUUCGACACUACAGCUUACGGGGAGUACAAGUCUUACAACAGUUCACACUUAGGCCAGAGCCAGCCCUGUGCCAAAGAUGAUGGCGAUGACGAUGAUGAUGAAGAAGAAGAGGAGGAAGAAAAAGACAGUGAACGAGAUCCUCCUGAAAACUCUCCAGGUCAAAGUAAAGCACGACACCCAACAUUUGCACACGUGGCAGUAUUUCGUAAGAAAGACGAAAGAAGAAAACUGAAGGGCACUACCUGCAAGGAAUGUGAAAUUUAUUACGCCCAUCUUCCAGAGGAGGAAAAGGAGAAAAAAUUGUCUGCAUGCUCAAGGCACCGUUUUCUUUACAUUCCUCCUUGUACUCCUGAAAACUUCUGGGAAGUUGGAUUUCCAUCAACACAAACAUGUAUUGAAAGAGGUUAUAUCAAGGAAGAGAAGAAUCCUCAGGUACGUUCACGGAGAAGACUACCACUCAAUGCUUUUUUUUCCCCAAAGCAGGAGAGAAACCAGGAGAGCUGAAGAAGUUUUCUGUUCGGGACUGUUUGAAUCGACCCAUUUACAGCAAAAAAACAUA